Messenger RNA from Paramuricea clavata, 17965 nucleotides. NCBI's taxonomy places the organism in Eukaryota, Metazoa, Cnidaria, Anthozoa, Malacalcyonacea, Plexauridae. The record is from the annotation of a GenBank genome assembly.
CUGGGAACUAGAUUGCCUCGUUUUUGUGAAUAUUACCCUGAAUAUCUUAAUUAUAAACCACUCUUAUUAACUUACAAGUACUUAGACGGCAAGCAUGAAAACAACAUACAAGAGAAACACGGACACAACAGUAAGUGAUUUAGCUAGUAUAUACAUUUUUUAACUGCUCAUCUUGUAAAAUAGCUUCUCACAUACUCUCUAAAGACUCCAAUACAGCUUAUCCGGCUAUAUACUAUAUUGACUAUUGGUUCCAUGAGUAUAAUAGGUAUAAAUGAACAAUGUUCAUGAGUUUGGUCGAUUCAGUGAAGUACUUUUUACAUUUUUCAGUAAAAUUGUUAUGCAAUACUAACAUGCACUAUACUAUAUGGUUGGAAAUCCCGUCGCUAUAUAAGGGUACCCGUCUGGAUUCCGGAAAUUCUAUCUCCAUAAUCAUAUACUAACAUUUUUUUAUUUAUUUUUUUUAAUAAUGCAUAGAGUAUAAAGACGAUGUAAAGGCUUGAUUUUGAGGAAAUCUGCUUAAUUUGUCACUAAAUAAUUGAAAAGUUGAUCAGUGUUAUGAUCAAUAAUGAUCAUAGAUGUACUAGUGCAAGUUAUUAGCCAUGAAGUCAAUUAUAUCGACCAAAUGUUAUGAUUUAGGGACUGUUAUACUCUCUUCUCUUUCCUAAGCAAGACCAGGGCAAGGGAGCAAUUUACCACACUAUGCAGUGCUUCAUACAAAAUGCAAGGUCAUCAAAGUAUGGAUCAGUGACUUUUCCGUUUAAAAUUGAUUACUAACAAAGACAAAAGUUUGAGAAUGAUAUGAAUUUUUAACAAGUUGAUUUAUAUUUUAUCAUAUAUAUAUAGUAAAAAUAUAUAACUUGAUUUCUACUGAAUUAAAUAAUAGAGGUCAUCCUUCCAUGCGGGUUGAUAGGGAUACAAGCACAAUUUCGACGUUUCCGACGACAAAGGACCUUCCUUAACAAUAAUAAGCUGUCGGAUUAUACAAAAUACAGUCAAUAAUAUAUAUAUACUUGCACGUAUUCUAUAGCAUACGGUUUUAAUGACUGUAUGCUCAAUCCAGCUUUAACUGUUGAAUAAAAAGCUAGGAACAUAUGUUAAACUAUAUAUAAAGAGCCUGGUAUAUAUAGGAUCCUUAAUAAAGGUGGUGAUUAGCCAGUGCAGUGAUCAACAGUAAACUUUUAGUGUUGUGUUUAUACAAGAAUUUAUAAUUUUUCCUCUUUAUGUGAUAUAGUAAAAAAAAUCACAAGCAUGCAUUAUAACCUUAUAAGUAUGAUAAAGACCUGCGAAAUGUCGGUCUUUAAUUAUCUUGUUCAAAUAGUUUUAUAAUCUCAUAGAAUAAAUACCGGAGUGUUGAUCAUCUCAUUAGCAUUUUGCUCGAUGUUUGCUGCAUAUCUAUAAUAUAGCUAUAUAUAGGUCCAUAGUUUUAAACUAGAACAAGACGACAAGAUAUAAUCUUUAAUAUCGCACGACCUUGACUUCACUUGGUAUCAUUUUGUAUAGCUACAAGUACAAAAACAUGCCUUUAGGCAAAAUUCAACUAUGGGGGAAACACAUAUGUAUGCAUUAAGGUUUUGGAUUUCUAAAGCCCACUUAUCCUUAGCAUACAGUGCCUAUAUGCGUAUAUUGUGAUGUACUUCAAACAAAAUUAAUGCGUGAAGAAGUGCUUUCGAACUUAGAUUUAAUAAGGAUGUCGACUGUUUACUGUCAAAAGCUGCUCGAAGCCAAAAGUAGAAAAUAAUUCUGAUAAUUUAGAACACCAAUUCAAUGAACAUAACAAUCUCGUUUCAACAUUUUCUACGGGCAUUCAGAUUAUUCUCAAAGGUAUCAUCUUUCUCAAAAAACCCAAUGUUGCAGCAAUAUUUCAAUCAAUCAUAUUAUAAACAUUCUAAGAUUCAAAGAUGUGUCUAAGUGUGAAAACAAAGUGUGUGUAAUCCCUUCGUAUGCUCCUGCCAAAUUUACACCUAUUCGUCUUUCGAUAUGAUGAAUGACGCAUGUUUAAAUUAUUAGAAAUGUUUGCGCAUAUUUUACAAAACAUGGUCAAACUUAACGCGAGACAACAUUCGCGAACUUUUGUAACUAUAGCAUAUGUUUUUGUUGCAAAUUGCAGCAAUAUUGUUCCCAGUUCGUAUAUUAAGUCUUCAGGUUUAGUUUUAACUUAAUUGGCAGUUGAACCGACAAUGUCUAAAGAGCUGCAGGAAUGCGGAAGAAUAUACGAUUAAAAUAAAAACAGUUCAUCUCAUUGCUUUUAUUGAAUAUUAUACUAUCCAGUUCAUGUUUGCGGGAUACUGAUUGCGAGCUCGGAAUGCAUUCUGGUAUUGUAUUAAUACAGGGGGGGGAGUAUUUGAAGGUCUCUUCUGUUUUACAUAUAGAUAUGUUGAAGAACUAAUUACCAUGAAAGUAGGUCUUAAGUGUUUAGCUAUAUAGUUUUCGCUUGGCAUUUCCAACCAAGAUACAAGACUAUACACAAAAAAGUAAAUGAGCAUGCAGAGUCAAACUUCUUAAUCUUAUACAGACUUUGGCCCACUGCCACGAAAAACAUUUCAAAAAUACUCACUCAAGAAAAAUUGCCUUGUCAUACAUACGAGAAGGAAAGUUGCAAAAGUAUUUUUAUGUAUCACCGGAAGUCGUACUCGGGCACAAAAAUGUUUAAUCUUGCAUCAUGUUUUAACCAUGAUUAUGAGUUAUGUCUGCAUGCAGACAUUAAUCUUUGGCUUUUUCGUAGCAUAACAAUAUUUCGGGGAAUUCGAAAGUAUGGAAAAAUAAAAUUUAUACAAAAAAAAGCUGGCAUACGAAGAGCGAGAAGAACAGCAUUCAUGCCGCGAAAUGCCAGGCGCGUAUUAUAGUUUAACAAGACGCCUGCUCAGGCGUUCACACUGGCCUGAAAAUAACGAGAUACGUGCUAUGGUGCAAAAGGCAGGAAUACAAAUCUUAAACCGCAAGCAAAUUUUAUGGACUUUUUAAAAUAAUAAAAUACCUUUUCGGGAGACGUAAUGGUGCAAAUCUAUUACUAGGAGUUACUAUCGCAAGGAAAGUGCUGCCUUUAUGGCGUAUGAAGACAAUCACGCAAUCGUGCAGCUGGCGCAAGAUAACUUGAAAUCAACGGAUAAUAUCACACCGCAGAAUAGACUACACAGAAGCCCGACUUCUUGGUUUCUCCUGAUUUUCCAAUAAUUUUGGCGUAACCGUAAUUCGUCAUCAAAAUGCUGACGCCAUGGUCCUAUAGCCAGUGCGCGUUUGAGAGGCAUUCCUGAUAAUAUUCAAAAUGGCGGACGUCCAGGGGGGAAUGCCUCUCAAACGCGCACUGGCUAGGACCAUGGCGUCAGCAUUUUGAUGAUGAAUCAUGAGCGGUUACUCGAGUCGACCUUCUGUGUGCCUUAUUCUGUGGCCGUAUGUUUUCAAACUUUAUGUCAAGGAAGAAAAUGCAAGUUUAUCAGUUUAAUAGACCUUAUGCAUAAUGACAUCACAAAGCCACAGAAUAAAGAUCAGUACCAGAAGGGCCACUCAGCGGUGCAACGUGUCGCCAUUUUUCUAUGCAAAAAUAUGCAGUUGACUGGCCAGUACAGCCAAUACAGCGCGUUUAUUGGCCAGAAAAUGUAAUCGACUGGCUAGGAAGAUGGCGGCCAGGGUGACAGAAACUUCAAAGCUUCCGACGUAAGUGGCCCUUCUGUGUGCCUUAUUCUGUGACAAAGCUUCAUGCCCGCGAGGAAUGCUGGUCUUAGUAGUCAUCGCCCGAGAAAAUUUCAAUAGUGGCCAUUUUUGAAUUUUCCCGGACGUUGACUAUUAAGACCAGCAUUCCUCGCGGGUAUCAAGCCUUGUGACGUCAUUAUGCAUAAGGUCUAUUCAAACAGUACGUAUGUUGUUUCCCAGUUUCUACGCUAUCUUUUAGUGUGUUUUUACUCGUGUUUAUGUUCAAUAUCGUGUUAAUAAUGUUCUUUUAAAAUUGAUAUUUUAUAAAAUCAAUAAAUGUAUUUUAACUGUCAUUCGACCUACUACAUUUACAUGUAGUGUUUUAUCUUUUCAAACAAGUGAAUCUAAAACUAAAGUCCUACAUUUAUAAAUUUUAUGAAAAGACCAAAGUUUGGCAAAGAUGAAAAGUCAAACUUGCAGUUUUUAAAGAUGUUUUGAAAACAGCGUGCAUGCUCAAAAAGUGAGCUUGUAAAGUUGAAACAAAAUCACGUUUUGCAGGUUUUAAAAGCAGGUUUUUUUAAAAAAAGGUUUUGCAGUACUAAAAACUUAUUUUUCCUUCGGUCAAUUUUUCUGAAGUUCAAUAUACUCAAUUUUUGAAAAAUUCUAUAAAGUAGUUUUUGUGGAACAAAUUUUGUGUGAUAUCUCAAAAGUUCAAUUUAUUAACUCCACCUAAUUUUUUUAUAUAAUCUCCCACUAGAUGAAUUAUUCCCUUUACCCCUACCACAUUUUAGAAACUUUGACCGAAGGAAAUUUUAAUUAAAUUCAUUCUUAGUGCAAAAUUUAAUGUCUGCUGCUGUCGCUUGGGUCACAUUGUUACCAUAGCAACACAUAAUGAACGAAUGUACUUCAAGUAUAAAGAUUGUACAAGUGUUUAUACCUUCAAAAAAUUCCCUAUUUUGCAUAAAUAGCAAAUUAUUUCGCGUCGUUGUGAAGACCUUAUUUUUCGCUGACAUUUCUCAACAACUGUAGGGAGACUGCUGCUAUUUAGUUUGUACAACAAACAAAUCACGGCCGAACAUCGGAGAAAUCCGGAACAUUCGCGAAAUCCGGAGUUUGCCUACAAUACGAAAGGUUUGAUCUUGCAACGAAACCUGAACCGGAUUGUCGAUCAAACUUCAGAUUUGACAAGGACGAUAUUCCCCUGUUGGCAGAUGCUUUGGGUUUACCCGAUCAAUUCCAGUGCUACCAAAGAACAGCUCCAUCUCAGACAAUCGCGUGCAAAAAUAACGAGACUUUUCACAUUUUUGGCCAUUUUAAACUACGUCGGCCUCCCCCCUGCCCCCAUGAUCAAUGUUGGAAAACCUGGGUUGAAUUUUCUCUUUUCAGUCAUUCACACAACAUUGAAUUUGGGGUGAGGGGGGGGGGGCAUUUAUGCGGUUGUCUCAAUAAUUUUUGCUCCUGAUUGUAGUAACAGACGACAACUGGAACUCGUUAAUCCGAAUACAAACAGUAGCGAGUUAGGUGAGCUAGUGAUGAAGAAGGCCUACCGGAAGUCAUAGUAAACGUCCAUCCCAGAAAUACACACCCAGACCCUAACGUUUCUAACGAGAACGUAGUCGAGAACGAGAAUGCAGUCGAGAACGGGAACGAAGUCGAAAACGAGAACGCAGUCGAAAACGAAAACGGGAACGUAGUCGAAAACGCAGUUGAAAACGAAAACGUGGUCGAAAACGAGAACGUAGUCGAAAACGAGAACACAGUCGAAAACGAAAACGGGAACGUAGUCGAAAACGAGAACGCAGUUGAAAACGAAAACGUGGUCGAAAACGAGAACACAGUCGAAAACGAGAGUGAAAACGUAGUCGAGAACGAGAAUGACAACUCAGGCAAAGCGGAGAACGCAGUCGACACCGAGGUUGUCUCUCCUCCCUUGAUGUGUCCAUGCAGUGAAUACACCCUUUCUCUUUGUCCACCUAUCACCUGUGCAUUGGCCACCUUUCGUGAACACAUUCUAUCCAUUCCCCCACCUCAUGACCCCAACACACCUCUUCCAUCAGCAAGCCACUAUCAACCAGUGUAUGGACAGCUAGCGAUGCCGUAUCAAGCAAACUGGGAUUUCAAUUAUUAGAUAAAUUAGAUAAUAUUUAUCAUUCUUUAUAGUAAAAAAAACGCUCCGAACUUUACAAUAUUAUUUAGGAUGCACAGUAUCCAGAAGCUAUCAGGCGAGAUAAGUAGACGUUUAUACCAUGGUGAUACAAGCUGCAGCGUAUUAUUUUGGUUACCAAGUAGAAAUGUGAUAAAUAGGAUCCUGUAAAAAGUUUGUAGUGCUGUGAUAGAUUCAUGAGAAACGCAUGUUUCUGGACUAACAAAGUACCACAUGGUACUGUAUUGAGAGUAUAUAAGCAUGUUGAAAAACCCCAAGUGUCACGGGACGACACUUAUUUCAAGAGGGGGAAUAUGUUACGCGGUACUGUUUGACUGUACUAAAUGUAAAAUUACUUAAUUUGUUACGUAGGUUGACAACUGACAAAAUGACAAGUAGGGAUAUCAUAUAUCAUAUGCAUGAAAUUGUAGUCUGAAGUCAGAUAUAAAAAAGUUAAAGAAGUGUAUAACCACUAUUGACGGAUUGUAAAAUAGUACUAAUAAAGAUUUGGAGCACAACGUGGUGUAUACAAUUUACAAGGACCUGUAGCAACGAGGGUAACACAGACAGGCUAUAGGGUUCAAUUAAUACGCAGGUAAUAUACCAGAAACAUUUGAGUAUGCUAAGUUCCAAAAUUCAAAGAACACUAUAUCAAUAGUAAUAAACGAACAAGACAAAAAAUCCUAUCGCAUAGUUUCCGCUCCUUACCUGGCGGCCAUUUUGACUUGAGCCUGCGAUUCAUUGCAGCUCAGCGGUUCACUUCAUGAACGUAGGUCGAUUUCACGUUGACGAAAAAAACGAAGAAUUUUGCACAGAAAAUUAGGGAACCUAAACACUGGGCCUUACGGCCAGUGUAAUUAAAAUACCUGUAAAAAUAUAUACUUUAAUUGUUUACACGCAUUUGGUGGACUUUGCAUAAUACAGUAAAAUCCCGCAUAUAAUUCCCCCGAAUAUAAGUCCAGUAGCCCACUACGUUAUUGUACUCAAACAAUUCCAAAUAACGACAACUAAACAUGUUAUGUAUAAAAACAUUUAUUUACUGAAAAGUAGUUCAAAAAAUUGACAUUGUCUUUUAAUAUAGCAGAGAACGAUAUUUAAAAACAUUGACAUUGUCUUUAUAUCUUACUAUGUUAAUCAAAGCGCGUUAUUAAUACAUGUUUAUUUUCCCGUUUAUGACAGAUUUGUUUGUUACUAACACAAACGAUCGUCCACGUAUAAGCCCCCCCCCCCGUAUAUAAGCCCCCUGUAUUUCCCAGGCUUUCCCAAUUUUAGGAACCGCCUGCAUUGUAGAAGCCCAUCAAAAAUCACUUACGAAAGAAUAUAAGCCCAGGGCUUAUAGUCGGAGGUUCACGGUAUACAUAUGAAGCCUUCAAAAAAUCUUCCUCAUUUAGUUCUAACGAGCGAGAUAUGAUGUAUUGUACUAUGAUACCUAUAUAUAUACGACAUGUACUAUGAUACCAAUGUACUAUGAUACCUAUAUAUAUAUAUACGACAAUACUUUAGCUUGCAUGUUGCGUGGUCAUCUAUUACAAGCCUUUAUUGAAUCUAUUUAGUGACGAUCUUGUGAUCCUUCAGUAAAGGAAUUUGAACCACGAUCCUGGCUAUCUAAAAUCCGCAUGGAUUUUCCUCCCAAUAUGUAGUUUGUAAUGACGAAUGACUUGGAAUUAACUUGCAUGGGUGAGAGGAAAGUUGAUUGUAGUUUCAGAUUAAUGAUUGUUAAUUAAAUGUUUUGAUAGAAUUAUUACUGUGAUCACCAUUGCUAUUAAAACGGUUAAUUAUCUGUAUUUCAACCACUUAAAAUUGGGUUGGCUUUUUCCUUUGAACGGCCAUAACCGUUUCGAUCUCUAUCCUUUAAUAUAAUGGCCGUUAUAUUCAUCUGUUCAUAACGGUUUCUUCAUACCAUUAUAUAUUUUCAGGAGACCAUUAUAUUCAGCGUUCUCGUAUAAGUCGCUAAAACGUAUACGCCAUGCAUACAAACUGUUUGCUAUAUAUCCAUCUAACAUAUAUAGAAGUAAAAUACUUAGUAAAUAUUUAUAUAUAUAUAUAUAUAUAUAUAUAUAUAUAUAUAUAUAUAUAUAUAUAUAUAUAUAUAUAUAUAUAUAUAUAUAUAUAUAUAUAAAAUAUUUAUAAAGUAGGAUCACGUUUCGCGACUUAUGAAUUUAAAUUACGUGACGUGUUCACAAAAAUACGCAUGCAUGGAACCAGGUUUCCAGAUCUACCUUAAGUCAAGCCCCGCGACCAACCUUUUCCGUAAUUAAAUUUUCCUACAGUAUUUGGCCGUAAUCUCAAUCUGACUAUAAAAGGAAAUACGUCUGCAUGGUUUGAAAUAUUUAAUUAUUAUUUCUUCAGUUAUUUUGAUAAACGCCUACCUCAAUAGUUAUUAAUAUCUUUCUUUAUUUAAGACAAGAUAUUUUCCGGUUUCAUACUUGUUGCCAGAGUUGUAUAUAUUAAUAAACUACUUAAACAACUAUGUUUACACUGAAAGAAACUCUUUCUCAACGUCAGCAUAUUUAAAAAUCAACUUUGGAAUAUCACAUUAUAUAUAUUGUAUAUGUUUAUUAUAUUUAUAUAAUCAUUUAAUAUGUUGUACCUGAUUGACUUUCCGUAUAGUUUGAAAGAGCUGCAUAGUAUAUACAUAAUGGCAUUAAUUGUUAUGGUAAAGGUUACAAGAACAAUAUAAUGAAAGAUGCUUGUUUGGCCACAAUACAAUAUGUCAUGAAAAAGAGUUCUUUUGUAUUUUAUCGACGAAACCCUAUAGAUUUUUCUAAAUAAACACUUUGCAUGCGGAAGAAAAACAUUCUUGAAAAUUCAUCGUCGUAUAUUGAUAAGGGAAUGCUGCGCCAGAAUACGUUACGUAGCUAGUUCCAUAUUGCCUGCUAUACACUAUAAUCAGUUCAUGAAUGUCCUUUGUAGGCAUAUACAUGCAUACAGUAUAUAUACUUAAACACUUUCAGGUAUAUAGUUCAGGCGCAAAAAAUGGCCGCGGCUUAUUGCAGAGCACUACCCACUGCCCCCCACGUUUGAGAUACUUUUUAUAUUGGCGCACCCUAGCUUCAUUAAUUUUGGGGUGUACUUGAAAAGAGAUGGGAACUCUGCGACUUCAAAGACCUCUUGUACUACAAUUAUUUAGAGUGUGGGAUUUAAGUUUGCGUCAAAACAAUUUACGCUAUUAAUUCAUCACAUGCACUUAAGUUAACAUGCACUCAUAACCAAAUACUGUUUAGAUGCCUUGUUAAUUACGUUUCUAAUUUCUCUAUAGUCCUUUGCAGUGAUUGCAAUUGAACAAGAGUCUUGAAACUUGUGGAAGGGAAUUUCUGGUUAACAUUGGAAGAUAAAACAUAUUUCAACUAGUGUUCGUCCGUUGAAGGUAUGUAAUUGCUGGAAUGCUGCAUGGUGUCUAUCAAACAGUCAGAAAACAGACAACUCUAUAUAUACACGCAUGUAUAGUCAUGCAAGCAGUUUAAUUAACAAGUUUUAAUAAAAAAGCUACACACUAUAAAAGCUACACACUAUAGCUGGUGCAAUCUGAUUUUAAUAUUAAAAAGUCCGUUCGCAUCCAGUUAGAAUACUGUAUAAUUAAUACAGUUAAUUGCGAGCAUGCAUAUAGAAGAUCACUCAUGAACUACAUAAAAAAUACAGAAAAGAUCGCCGACGUUUCAAGCGAAGGCCUUUCGUCUCAUGGAAGGUAGUAGUCAGAAGUUAGAAUAAUAGAAUCCUACAUGCACUGGCACCCAUUGUUCAAGUAUAGUUAGUUUCAUUUAUUUCACCACGAUAUGUAUAUUUAACUGCAGUACGGCUAUAAAUGCUGAUGGAGUGAUGGGGUCGUGAUCUAUCUAUGUAGCCCGGCUAUAUACCAUGGCAUAUAUAUUUCUGCCUUGUGGAAGGAAAGCGGAAUACCCAACGAAAACCUAUACUAUGUCUUUCAACAACGCGUUGACUCACUCUUCUUACAUGAAUGUCUUAGUCAAGAACAAGAAAUGAACCCACGAUUUCGGAGGUGAAAGACGACGACUGUAGUGCUAUUUUUAACUUAAGAUCAGAUAAAAGGUUAUUGUGCAUGGGACGAGACUGCAGGAGUUCUGAAUGAUAUGUGAUGAGCGUUUGCUUUAAUUUUCAAUCGGUUUUAGGUUGUUUAUAACCUGCAGAUAAAUGAAUGAUUACUUAAAAAUUGAAAUACUUUUUGAUUAACCUAACACCUAAUAACGUACAUGCGCAAAAAAAUUGACUUAAUUUAAGAAACAUGAAGGCUCAAAAGUGCUGACCUCAGCAUUUCGUCAUAACAUUUACUAUCCGUACGUCGCCUAGUGUCGGUAAUUCUGAUAAGGCUAACAAUGGAUUUUGAAUAUAAAUACCGAGAUAAAUAUAACAACAAAGAGGCCGAGAAAGGAACUGAGCUCAUACAUGCAUCAUGUUCCCAACGACAACUGCAUGACUAGUAUACAUAUGAAAACGGAGAUCACGAAUUUCAUAUUGCAUCAAUUGCUAGAAAUUCUGGGGCAUCCACAUAUUUCGUGCUGAUCGCCCACGAAUAUAUUUCUGUUUGAUCAUGACCAUAAUCAUGCACACAGCCACAUCCUAACCCAGAUGGAUUUCAGUUAUGUUCGUGCGCAGAAUAUAUAAGUAUAUAUCUAAAUCUUUUACCUGAUCACGAGUCAGUAAAUUACGAAAUAUUUCAACAUUCUAACUAGCGUUAGUAGCAUUCUUCCGUCACAUGGUCUCUUCAUAACCGCAGCGGCAAACCAUAGGAGCCAGAAGAGAAACAAACCGCAACAUAUUCUAUAGAAUGUUACAAGUGGCAAAAAUUUGCAACAAAGAAUAAAACUAUUUGAAUCUCGUAAUAGGGCUCCUAGCGAGCGCAAGUAUAAUGAGGGCUCGCUGUGUUUAGAAAGGAAAUAGCCGCUGGUGCUUGUUUCUCGAUAUUAAACGCAAUAUGCGGAAGAAUGUUAAAAACGUAAAUUUGGUUAUUUAAUUCAAUUUCGCAACUGACAGUUGGCUAUAGCAGUAUAUGUACACAAUAUGUUUUUUAUAUACUUUAACCCCCGUAUGCCGUUGUACUAAAAAUAAAUCUCGCUUUUCAUAUCUGAUUUGUGUCUUAAUCAAAAUACAAAAACCUAGUAGAAAAACAUGGCACCCACUGUCAGAUUAACGUUUAGCUUCUUCAGGUAUGAUUAUUGGGCUUUUGUUUACUGUUUGUUUUACGAACUUCGAAAGCGGGCCUACAUAAGGCGGCAUUCCUAAAUCAGCCCCUUUUUAAAUACUUAGAAGCUGCCAGGCAUAGGUAAUCAUUUUGAAGUUCAACAGCGACUAUUUUUAGUGUGCAGGUUCCGCUUAGUUUAACUAAUUACACCUAACACGUUGCGUCCCCUUGAACACGAAAACCAAUUGGCAUCACCAAACCUAGAUCCUUGUUCAAUUAUUUACCCUUUUAAGCUUCUCUGCGAGAUCCUAGUAAGUAUUCGAACAAUCUUGGUUGUAUUAAUAAGUCGGAUAGAGAACACAGUUAAAAUACAUAAAAUGUUUGGAAGAGAAUUGCAUUGGAAUUUCAACUAUGAGCGUAAUAAGCAAAUAUUGUACGAAUACAAUCAGCUGUGAUUAUGCUUAUUUUGUCAUGAUAAUCUGCUACCGGAUAUUUUGUUGUCAUUGUCCCCUCAUACAAGUAGCGAGAAGGUGGUCAGAAUCUGAAAGAGUUGCUGUCACCUGCGACCAAAUGAUCCAAAUACGUACACAUUUAAUAUCAUUCAGGUAGCUCCUCGUAGCAACGCGAAACAUUUCUAGACGCUACUUGUUGAUACAUAAUUACCGCUCCAGUGGACAAGAGGGUUUUAAGCUGAGAGGCGUAUAUUAUUAUACAUACAGUCGAGUGUUUAUUACAGUGGAACGAUCACAGCGCUAACAUCGAUAUACAGGUUAAAUUUCAUUAUUAUUGAAAACAAAUCUUGUUUCUUUUAAUUAUUAAACAGGAUGUGUCGGAUCGGACAGUUUCAGAGACGCAGUUCGAGAAAUGAAACAGGGCAUAACAUGAUCUCACUUGUUGGUAUAUUUCUCUUCAUGUAUGCUCUUGUAAACACUGUAUCCUGCAGAAGUUUCAAUGAGAAUACUUUUACCAACGAAGAACAAGGGAAUGAUUACAACGAGCAAUUGGACGGAGACGACGCUGAAUUUGAUUGGCAGUUGUCAACCGACAACGUUGAUCUUUAUAAAAUUCUAAACAGAAUAGACUUAGAAGAGAUAAUUACGUUCUUGAAGAAUGCGUCGAGCGAUGUGGGAGAGGCUGCUUCUGUCACACGACGACAAAAGCGAAAAGCGACAUUCGGUAGAGAUGACCGUAAGCAAAUCACGACGUCAUUAGCUGAGGUCAUGCCUUACGCAGCGUCGGUGAGAAUUUCAACUGGGUGUUCGGGCACACUGAUUGGUCCGAGACAUGUUCUCACUGCGGCACAUUGCGUAUAUAAGGGACCGAGACGAAAGAAAGUCGGUAAGUAGAUGUCUGUAUACAUUUGCAUUAACAAAGAUUCAGCCAUUACUAGCUUAAAGUACGCCUUAGCCCUUCCCAGUUGACACACUGGAUCAGAUCCAAUGCAAUGGGAUAAUUUUUGCAAAAUUGAUCACCGCAAUUGCAACUGACAACAUUCUUCAGAAACAUUUAAACAUCUAUAUGUAAAUACUCGAUGUAGGGACAUCUAUAAUAUAUUGACCAUUGGAUGGACAAUAUUCACGAACUUUGGUUGAAGGAUUCAAAUUACCUGAAAAAUAUAAAAAGAUUUCAGGUAUUUUUCAACCAAGCUCGUGAAUAUAAGUACACAUAUAUGUACAUUUUCUACCAAGAAUGGAAUUUAUUUAAAAGUUACGUUUAUGCACUACGAUUUGCCAGAUCCACAGGGAGGAUCGAUGAUUUUGGAAAAAAUGCGCGCAAAACGUCAUCUGAGCACAUCACCAAUCAACAAUUUUCAUCACUAACAUUCGACAAAAUCUAAAAUUGGCCCAACAAUGCAAUAAUAAUAAUAAUAAAUGCGUAAAUGUAGCUUAAAGCACGUAAAGUUGGUUGGACCGCAUCGAACUGAUUGGUUCAAAACGAAUGCUGAAAAAAGUCGAAAUAGGAAACCAAUUCGCCAUUCUGAAAUUCCUAAAGGAGAAUCAAAAAUACUGUGUAGGGGCAGAAUAAAGAUACUGUGUAGGUUUGGACAGUGAUUCUCUAAUGCGCUGAAAGGUAACGCAAUACGUGAGUUUCCGAGAGUUGGUAAAGUGUGAAAUGAAAUGAAAUAAAUAAAAUUGAGAUGUUGAAUUUUUUGCUCCUUUAAGUAUCAAAAAUUCUAAAUUUGACUAUCAUCUGUCCCACUAAUUUGUUUUUUAACAACUGAAUUUUUUUGAAUGUACAGUAUAACCUAGUGAUGAAUCUGCACCAUUAAACAGAUUGAAGUCGAAGGGAGGCAUUGUAAUGGGGCCGCUAAAGGAAGUUAUAUUUAAACAGAUCGAUGGGCUGUUGAUUCGCAAAUCUUUAUCUUUGUCAAACAAUACAAGAAAGAAAAGGAAAUAAGCAAGAAAACAUUUCUUUGAUACUUUACAAAUUAGAUACAGCCCUUUAUUAAAUCCAGUAGAUUUGCGGUUAAAAAGAUAUUGUAUUUUGAGAUAUAUUACUGUUGCAAAUUUGAAUAGGUUUCUACCAAAGGAAAUACUGAAAGCGCCCUUCUGAAGUUUAAUAUAUGAGAACUAUUUGCCUUCAAGGAGCUUCGUCCGCAUGCUGUGCAACGUCAUUUAAUUGGUUUCCGACGAACGUCAGCAGAAAAUAAAAAGAAAAUUCCACAGGGUCGUGUCAGAAAACUUUUGAUUAGAUAAUGACAGAACACAUUCUUUAUUAAUCUUUGCAGUCAAAGUUUGAUUUUGUGAACAAUAGCAUGUGCUAAUCCCACUGAUUUACUCAACUUAGUAGUUUAUUUUUAUACCACCUUUAUACUCUGAAUUUAAUGUUCCUGUUUAUUCUUUCCGCAAAUUUCUAAAAAAAGGUUAAAAGGAUAUAUCCAUUUGCUAAAUUGUGCCUCGUUAAAAAAGGACAUUAAUUCGGGCGAUUCUAUAGAGGGAAAACGUAGGUUAUAUAUAGUUUGGUUCGGUGAAUUCUCAAACCGAAAUGAGCUAAUUAUAUAUUCAAGCAAAAUUAACUGAAAUGUUUUGUAAAAUGCUGUUGGUAAAAAUUCAAAUUAUUAAAAGAGCUAAUUAAACAGUAAAGUAAACCUUCCAUUAGGCAUUGCGUAUACGCGUCUACUAUGUGUUAUCAUAGGAAGUCCACGAUUGAACUGAACUUGAGCUGAACUCUUUCAUAUUAAAGCGUGGAGUUUACAGUAUAAAUGUUGAUGCAUGCCACUAUACGAUAUAUGCAUGAAUAUGCCCAGACUUGCAAUAUAAACAGAAAACCAAAUAAGCAAACUGCUUUUGAAAUCGGAUGAUAUAUAUCUGAAACAAGGUUAAUAUAGAUCCCUUCCUAAAGAAGUUGCUAUACCGAGUUAAAAAUCUUUCAUAUUUUUUAAAUGUUUUUCUUAGCUACUUGUUAUAUAUUAAUUGAUUAUUCCGCUGGUUCCAUGGAAUGUGAUGCGAUUAAAGCUAGGCCUAGGGUUACACGUGCGAAUUUUUAAUCACACAGAGAAGUGGCAACACGUACAGUGAUUUUCUUGUCUGGCAAGACAAGUGCAAAGCCAGAGUUCCCAAAAUCGAAGCUAAGUUCAUGAUUUCCUGACAAAAUUUAGCGCUCGUAAUUUUAAACACAAGUUUGAAAGUUUGAUCAUUGUGUCUGAUGGAUAAAACAUAAAUAAGUGUAAAUAUAGACUGUCUAAAGAUCAUAAUAUGCGCUUAAAAGUGUAUGAAUUUGUUAACGUUUUAGCAGUUAACUGAUUUCUACAGUAGUGUGUGAACUUGCAGAUAUUUUUUUACUUGUCCACGGCACUGAAUUAGUCGCCGCAGAUAUGUUUUCACUAGCCAGUCCUCCACUUGUCAAGUAAAGCGAUUUUCAUUGGCUGGCUGACUAAAUAUGGUCAGUUGUAAUUUGAUAUUUUUGGCAAUCGUUGCCGAAAGUUAAACUCUCAGCAACGAUUGCCGAAUGUAUGAAGUUACAAUUGUAUUGCCGCGCAGACCAUGAUAAACGUGCGAUUUCCUCUUUGACCCGUUGCGUUGCCGUCGCGAGAAAAAAACGCACACAAAAUUCUAGCCAACUCCGGCAACAGCGACGAGUUGUUAACGGCAGGGACUAAGCGAGGGGUAAAUUACUCUGAAAAAAGCGUACGAAGAUUUUUGAGAUUAGAAAAUCCCGGCAAUUUUUCUCGGGAUUCUGGGAUUUUUUCCCAAAAUUUAAGGGAUUUUCGGAUUUUUUUUCAGAUUCUUUUCGAAAUAUUUUCCCUUAUUUUUUCGCCGAACUUUUUUCGAAAUAUUUUCCCUUAUUUUUUUCGCCGAACGCCAAUUCACGAUUUAAAUUUUUAAAUUUGAUGGGAUUUCUCGAUAUUGCAAUAAUUUUGAGGAUUUUAUUGGGUUUUUUCCAAGUAUUUUAUUCAAUUUUUAGAGAUUUCUUGGUAUUUUGGGAUUCUAGGAUUUAGUAAGAUUUUGGGAUUUUUCCAAAGAUUUUUUUGGAUUUUUGAUGAAGUGUACGAAGAUUUUCAGAGUAAUUUACCACUUGCUAAGGGACUAAGAGUAAUUUCCGAUGAUUUUGGAUUGGUUAUAUGAAAUAAAUAAGCUGUCUUUAGUUAAGUUUACAAACACUGACGUUUCGCGUGACGGUCCUUUGCCAAGAGGGUAUAUACUGUAGUAGCACUGACCUUGAUUGCUACUAACUUCCUGGCGAUAAGCCUUCACUCGGGAAACGUCGACACAAUGUUUGGAACAUAUCACUGGAAUAUCAAUGACAAUGAAACAAAUGCCGGUUGAAGCAAAAUAGCAAUGUCUAUUCGCCUAUAGAUAUUAAUUGGUGCGAUAACUCCAUGCUGAAUUGAGAUCAUCCUAUUAGUAUUAGUAUACAUAUAUUAUCGAUAAACUUCCCAUCUAACUUCGAACUUAUAAUUAUUUCUUCAAAUAGGUUUUCUUCAUAUGAGUGGAAAAAUACGUUGGCGAAAAGUACGUAAGACUUACAUUCCAAGCAAAUGGCACACAUCGACAGCAAAUGACCAUCGAACGAAGUACGACUACGCUGUUUUAGAAUUACGACGGAAUCACAGACGACCUUAUAUGACACCAGUAGCAUUCCACAGAUCCCAAGGAUCCAAACUAGAGUUCAACGGCUUUCCAGGCGACAAGAAACGGAAUACCAUGUGGCACACACGUUGUUUUGUCUACCAAAAUUGGAAAGGCUACCUCAUUAAUAGUUGCGACGUUGCACCGGGUAUGUCAGGCUCAGGGUCCUACUUAUUCCUCAACCAGAAAAAUUAUGUUGUAAGAGGACUUGUUGUAGCUUCUGUUUACCUUCGUAAAGGACCUAAGUUUUACAGAUUCAAUGUCGUAAAUCCGCUGACAAAAGAAAAAACAAGACAAGUGUGUACGUGGAUGAGAGCAGGGAGAGACUGCAGAUCGUUUAAGUGAUACUUUAUGCAGUACAAUACACAAAACGGAUAUAAUUUGGUCAUGCAAAAUACACCUCUUGCCCACGACCAAGUAAAACAGUGCAUAUUGUAUCGACCUAUAACCACGACAAGUAUAUAUGCACAUCAUAUUUAAAUUAUGAGCGUAGCCGAGAGCAUACUGCGUCAAAAUGACAUAAAUGAGUGACAAUUAUUUAAUUAAAGGACUAUAGUUUAAGAUAAUAUGAACAUUAGAAAUAUAGUCAUAGAUGUAAUUAAUGCACAUCAACUCUGUGAAGUCUGGCAAAGAACGCGGUUUCGUUUACACCCUAUAUAAAUUAUGUUGUGUUGAUUUAUGGUAUCACUAACUAAAUGUGGCAACAACAACAUAUCAUCUUGUACAGUACAACUGUAUCGUAUAACAUUGAAUUUGAAGCGAAUGAACUGAUAAUUUUGUUCUGAACAGAGAAAGGUGUUCUAGAAUAAUACAUAGAAAAAUUGCUUUAUGAUAAAAAUGCAUAUCAGUAAUUGCAUAUGGACCCUGCAUGGAUUAUAAAUUAAUUUGUCAAAGUUGAGCUGACGAUUAAUAUCAUUUACCGAUGGGCAAUUUAUGCAACAUUAGUGAAUUCUUUCUUUCGGCCGAAAUUGCAUGUGCGGUGUUUUAAAAAUGUUUGAACAGAAAAUCGUCUCGGAUAUGCAAACAUCGUCUUUCUAUAAACAAACAAAGCUCACGCUGGACUUCACAGAGUUGUAAUGACAUACCGAUUAUUACAAGGGAACAACAAUUAAAUUUAAUUGUUUAUUGAAGAAAUUUCAUCCAUACCUAAAAUGAAGUUUCUUUAUUACGACAAACGUGCAUUUUGUAAUUCGUAAUAGUAUAAAAAGUAUACCACUCGGUAGAAAUAUAGUAUAUAUCUAUAUAUAUAUAUAUAUAUAUAAACAGUGGAAACGCUUUUACAAAUAGAUUUAUUAAAUUAUAAGUAUAUAUUAUCAGUUUAGAUGCAUGCAUUCUCGCAUGCACGAUUUUCGAUUGUAUACAGGGACGUGCUGGCGUCUUAAAAAAGACAACGAAUAAGCAACGUCUGAUGGGCCCAGUGAACGAUGGCUCUAUAUUAACAUUGUUUCGAAAAAUUGUUGGCGAGCGAAUCGCACAAUUUUUUUCGGAUACACCAAAAUUUUGCCGCACAUAUCGUACUUUUUCCUGCAAUACAAAAAGUUUUCCGGACAUUUCGUCAAUUUUCCCGAAAUACUAAAUUUUUUCCAGGCAUAUCGUAACUUUUCGGUCCCACAUACGAAAAUUAUUCCAUAAUAUUUUCGCGACUUCUGAUUUUUACAAUAUACAGUAAACUGUAAUAUCUUAAUCUUGAUUUUGAAAAUUAGAAUCUCAAUGUUUGAAAAAAUUUGAAUGUUUUUAUUUUAGGGGCCCACGAUGGCAAGAGCCUACAACGAGUUCUCGUUGUCUCAACCCUGGCCAGCACGCCCCUGGUUGUAUAUGAAUAUUAAUCAUAGUGUAACUGCAGUUGUCCAAAUGCUGAACAAAACGAUAUUAUUUACUAAUAUUAAAACUUGAAAGUUUUGGGGUGUAUACGAAAAGACCAUGCGUUAACGUUGUUGCAUAUUUAUCAUGCUUAUAAUCAAACAUGAGGGUGUUAUAUAGCUUAUCGAA